AUGAAAUCCUACAAGCCCAGCAGCCAGGCGCCAGGUGCGCGCGUCGCGCCCCCGUGCGCAGACGGUGCCGAGUCCGUGGGCACGGGCGCCGGGCCCGAGCGGCUAGAGAGCGCGGCGCGCAGACGCCUGGCAGCCAAUGCGCGCGAGCGGCGCCGGAUGCAAGGGCUCAACACGGCUUUCGACCGCCUGCGCCGGGUGGUACCUCAGUGGGGUCAGGAUAAAAAGCUGUCCAAGUACGAGACCCUGCAGAUGGCGCUAAGCUACAUCAUGGCUCUGACCCGGAUCCUGGCGGAGGCCGAGCGAUUCGGCUCGGAGCGAGACUGGCUCAAUAUCCACUGUGAGCACUUUGGCAGCGAGCACUACCUCGCGUUCGCCGGCACAAAGCUGCCGGGCGAGAGCGAGCCCUACGGCCAGAGGCUCUUCGGAUUCCAGUCGGAGCCCUUCCAGAUGGCCAAUUAG
Messenger RNA from Chrysochloris asiatica (Cape golden mole), 459 nucleotides. It is a transcript of the gene ATOH7, whose product is annotated as atonal homolog 7 (Drosophila). NCBI's taxonomy places the organism in Eukaryota, Metazoa, Chordata, Mammalia, Afrosoricida, Chrysochloridae. Bases 1 to 459 code for a protein of 152 amino acids. Gene Ontology annotation, biological process: regulation of DNA-templated transcription; neural retina development. The record is from RefSeq and is a predicted model, not a curated record. Gene Ontology annotation, molecular function: protein dimerization activity. The transcript has a single exon.